CCCAUAUCCCAAAGGAAGCCCUCCUCGUCUGUUGCCGUUACUGACAGGCCACCCGGUUCGGAGCCAGCCUCCAAUACGAUAAAGUUUUUUACCCCAAUCUCAUGCAAACGAUGUGCAGCGCCUAAGCCACAAGGUCCAGAGCCGAUGACAACGAUUGGAGGCUCCUCUGUGGGAGCCAUGAAUCUAUAUCUCUUCGACGAGCACGGGACGGCCCCAGAGGGGGGAGAACAUGCCCUCAUGAAGGUAAGAGCUGU
Molecule: messenger RNA, 254 nt
Organism: Nannochloropsis gaditana CCMP526
Exons: 1
Source: RefSeq, a predicted model, not a curated record